UCUGCUCAAAUGUUCCCCCCAGCAGGGCCAGUGAGGAUCCAGACUGCUGGGUGGCAGGGACAGGGGGGAGAGGGGCUUUUCUCCAUGGCCACCUGGAAAGCCAUGUAAGACAUUUUCGACACAGCCAUAGAAAAUCACCCAACAAUAAUCCGGUUCAUUCUUCUCCUCUUUUAUUUGCAACUUUACAAAUGAACCUUUUUGAAGUGGAGAAGAGCCAUCACAAGUUCCUGACAGUUGGCAACGAAAUCUUCAUGGCGACGAUCAGAAAUCUACAAAGCAGAAGAGGUCCACUCAAGUUGAGCACUCUGGAUAUCUCCAGGAAGUUUUGAUGUCAGCUGAGGGUGAAGUGGGUCUGACGCGGGUUUUAAUCUUUAGCCGUGCUACAGGCUCCAAAGCUUUGGGUGUGUGUCUGAGCCGAGAUGAGUGGCGGUCGCUUCGAGUUUGAUGACGGCGGCGCGUACUGUGGAGGAUGGGAGGGCGGCAAGGCGCAUGGCCACGGCAUCUGCACCGGCCCGAAGGGUCAGGGCGAGUUCUCCGGGUCCUGGAACUAUGGCUUCGAGGUAGUGGGGGUCUACACCUGGCCCAGUGGGAACACUUACGAGGGCUACUGGUCUCAGGGCAAGCGUCACGGCCUCGGGGUGGAAACCAAAGGGCACUGGAUUUAUAGAGGCGAAUGGACACACGGCUUUAAGGGGAGGUAUGGCAUCCGAGUCAGUGUUGGCAGUGGGGCAAAAUAUGAGGGGACAUGGAACAAUGGCCUCCAGGACGGCUAUGGAACUGAAACCUACGCAGAUGGAGGUACUUUCCAGGGUCAGUUCACUGGUGGGAUGCGGCAUGGCUAUGGAGUACGGCAGAGUGUCCCCUACGGCAUGGCAGCAGUCGUUCGCUCCCCUCUCCGUACUUCCUUGACCUCCCUACGAAGCGAGCACAGCAAUGGCACAGUCCUCCAGCAAGACAUCCCUGUCAUCACCACCACCAGUGCUUCCGAUGAGGAGACACCUGUCGCCAAUACUGCCCAGCUAGGACCAUCCCGGGGAGGCUUUGCCCUCACUCUCCAGGUGGACCCAGAAGCAGUGAGACCCAAGAAGAAAGGUCUGUUUCAAAGGAGCGCUCUGUUGGGAAAACUGAAGAAAUCCAACUCAAGUACUUCGCUAUCAAGUCAGAAGAGCAAGAUCAGCUUCCUGAGGACAGAAUCGGCUUUGAGCUCCAAUGUCAGCGACACCAACUCUACCAUUAGUAUGGGGGACGAGAGUCUGGCCGGAGCAGACGACUUCCCUCCGGUGGAGGCAGACAUCGAUGCCACCACCACAGAGGUCUACAUGGGCGAAUGGAAAAACGACAAGCGCUCAGGAUAUGGUAUAAGCGAAAGAUCUAGCGGCCUCAAGUAUGAAGGCGAAUGGCUGAACAACCAGAGACAUGGCUACGGCUGUACCACCUUUGCAGAGGGCGGGAAAGAAGAGGGCAAGUACAUGAACAACAUGCUGGUGAAGGCUGUGAAGAAGAGAGUGAUCCAACUGAAGGGAACCAAGAUCAAGCACAAGGUGGAGCGAGCUGUCGAAGGCGCUCAGAGGGCUGCUGCCAUCGCCAAGCAGAAAGGAGAGAUUGCUGCUUCGAGGUCCACCCAUGCCAAGGCCAAGUCAGAAGGAGCCGACCAGGCCGCUCAAGCCUCCAACAGCGAAUCCAGCAUUGCCAGACUGGUGGCCAAAGAGCUCUCACCUUCCUUUUACCAGCCAGGUCCAGAGUACCUGAAAAAGAAAGCUAUGCAGGAGGUCGCAGAGGGAAGUGAGAACACAGAUCCCGCCGUGCACGAGCCACUGUUGGCUGAGGAGGAGCCAGUGCCCACACCACCUGAAAGCCCUCUUAUUAACGAACUAGACCGCUUAAUGCCUGACUCCUCCCCAGGAAGAACCCCCUCCCCAAGUCCAGGCAUUGCCAUCAAGGACGAAACUAACCUUCUAAGUCCUGGCAGUUGGAAUGAGGACAGAGCCAGCAGAGGCAGUGGCAGUAAAGGUAGCAGUAAACCCAACAGCAGGCCCAGUAGUCGUCCCACUACACCUUCAAGUUCUGUUCCUGCUUCCAACGCACCGGAGGCGGGUAGCGGGCGCAGUCUUACUCGGACACCGAGUCGCCACAGCAGCAAGAACGAGCAGGGAUCCGAUCUGGAGAUCAAACCAUUGCAGAAAUUUGAUGCAGAGAUAAAAACUUCAGAGGCCACGUCCCAAUCUAAAAGGAACAGCUUUGUCUCCACGGACGAGGAAGAAAAGCUUCGUUUUAGCCCAAUAGUAACCCGCAGAGUUGCCACCCAGUACUCCAAAGACAAUGAUCUCAAGCCUGAAAGAACUCCAGCAGUCCAUGAUCGAGAGCAAUCCUUGGAGAGGAACAGGCCCUCUAGCAAAACAGAGGCAAAACCAAAACGACAACCCAGCCCAACGCCAUCCCCAAAUUCUGUACCCAAACCUGAACCCAAGACAGUACCCAAGCCUGUUGAAGUCAAAAGCAACAACACUAAACCUGCUUUGAAAGUGGAUCCCAAAACAGAGGCCCGACUGAAGGCCACAGUGUGGAGUUCAAAUAACGAAGUGACUGCAGAAUCUUUGGAGCAGGAGAGCCCCAACACAAUCAUGAUCUGCAUGGUAAUCCUGCUCAACAUCGGCUUGGCUAUUCUUUUUGUGCACAUUUUGUCAUGAGACCUGUGUCACCGCCUCAGCUGCAGGUCACCAUCAGAAUUGGAAUGAGUUGGUUUGCCUCCACCACCGUUUGGACUAAAACUCCAACAGAAGCCUGGGUGUGUUCGGAAGCCUUGUGCUGACACAAAGCAGUUCUUCUCAACGUCUCUAACAAUGUGACGGUCAGUCAAGCUGCUGUCUCCAGACAACUGAAAAGCUGAAGGACACCGAUUAGCUGAAAUGGCUCAGUAUGAAGUUGCUGUACUAAAGUGGGGGAGGGCAAGAUGGUUUCGUGUCUUGGUGCUUCUACUGGAGAAGCACUGGAUGCUAGGAAGAAGUCUAUAUACAACUUGGAAUGUCAGUGUGUCAACAUUUUUGCACAAAACCUUUCAAUAAAUCAUUCAGUACUACCAAAGCUUGCCCUCACAACACCAGAUCUGCCGGUUUAACUUAUCACAGUAUAUGUUGUAUUUGAAACUGACAUAAUUAUUUUGUUAGAACGUUCCUGUCACUGUGCUAAGCCCCCAACAUGUUCUCAUUCUCAAAUUUUCCAAUACAGCAGCUCAACCUGGUGCUCUUCAAUUUGAAUUGGAGUGUCAUCGUGCAUAUUGUCUUGGACAACACACAAACAAAAACAGCCUUUAAAGAAGAUGAGGAUUUUUAAAUAACGUUGAAUAAAUCCCACAUCUAUCUAAGAGCUGAAUUAAGUCCAGUCUCUGUUCUAGAGAGUAACAGGUUGACACAUUGUUCUGCCGUAUUUGAUGCCUGGGAAUGAGAUUGUGCUUCAUAUGCUGCAAAGACAAAUGCAAUAUUUACUUGAAAUGAUUGUUUCAGUGAUUAGCAAUGUAAAAAAUAUGUUGAUUAGCUAGUAGUUGGAGAUGCAAAAUUUCUAUAGCUGUCUGACAAAAAUGAUCUCCUGAAAUGAGACCUAACAGAAUAGAAACAAUUUUUGGUUGCAUUUAAGCUUUUGCAUCCUAGAAACAUAUCUGCAUUUGGCAGUGGUAUUAAACACUGUGAAGUGUGAUGUUUUCACUGCGCAUUUGUUGUCAUUCUGCCGCAUCGGAGUUGAUCAACCAAUAAGGGAAAACAAAUAGGAAGCUUAUCAGUGUUUGUGCUGAUUCUGUUCUGUAUGUGCCUGAGGUGUGAUGUUUUAAGAGGUUUUGAUUAAAGUAAGUUUAGUGGGAGACCAGAAAGAAGAAAAUGGAUACAAUGAGUUUACCGAGAACAAUCACUGCAUCUUGUUUGCCUGCGAGCGUGUAAGUAUUCAAUGUUUCUUACAUGGACAAAAAAGAAAAAUCUGUUCCGCUGUUCUAAAUCCAGUAGUGCCUGAUGUGUUUUGAAGCCAAAUGAGUUCAUAUUUUGUAAGCAUGAGAACACUUUGUAUUUAUGUGCCAGAUUUAAACAUAAUACUACUUGAACAUUUGGCAUACAUUUGUAGAAGAUGAUACCUUACCUAUUUCCCAAAGAACUCAGAUUACCUCAUAUGUGUGAGCUGUAGAAUAUUUAUCUCAACUCCAUGUCUUACAUUAAAGGGGAACUGCACUUGUUGGGGAUUUUUUUUCCAUCAUCCGCAAUCCAUAUCUGUGACAAGAACACAGGUCUUGCACUUUUCUGUGCAAUAUAAAUGGUAAUAAAUUGUUAGCACGAGGUGGCUAACAAUGCAGGUGAUGGAGACUCACCUAUCCCACCUAUAAAGCCCUCAAAAAAAAUAUACUAUUUAAUUUCAUACUGUAUACAUGCUGUGAGUAUGUGUGUACGUAUUAGCAGGCACAUUAUUGACAACAUGUAAUAAAUAUUUUAGUAGUACGGAAACGUAUUUAUUAGGCACAUUGAUUUCACUGAGUGCAUGGCAAUUUCACACUACUUCUGUCAACAUCAGAGUAAAUUGUGUGUUCGCUAUACAUUGCAGACAUACAGAGAGCCACUAAAGACUACUUUGGGAAAAAUAAUCCAGCUAUAGUGAGUGAAACACUAAAAGGUGAUCACAGAUUGAGCGACUGGGACUCCGCAAAGAAAGUCAGCAGUCAUCAGAGCUUCCAUAAUCAUGCACACUGUCGCUUUGUAGUUAUGUGUGCCAUUUCCAUGAAAACUACUAAACAUACAAUUGAAGCGCAAUGUUUACAUUUUUACAAGUACAACCCAUUUACCAUUUACCAUUUUAUGUCAUAGUGCCCUACAAAGAUGAUGAGGAUGUGAGUAUGCUCUACCUGCUGGCUUUGAAGAACAAAAAAUAAAAAGAUGGUGGUAUGUACGGUGAUUAAAUGCCACAAGAGACGGCUGUCGCUACGGGAUGUGCCGAGCAAAGUGUUGUAGCCCGUUAUAGGCUGUCACACAAAUUGUCUCAGAGGUGAGUCACGGAAGACAUUUUUAUUCGUUCAUCGGCAUGAUUUAGAUUUUAUGGUAUGAUGUGGUGGAAAUGUGUGGAGUGCCAUCUCCGGGUUGGGGAGGAGACCCUGCCCCAAGUGGAGGAGUUAAAAAUGCAGACAAGUGUCACAGUAAUGUGGGUCAAUGCUGGUACUGUUGUUUUUUGUGUUCUGCAGUGCGCAGAGCACACAACACACAGUCGUAAAAAUACUUGCCCUCUUUCUUUAUCCUCUACUUGCAAUAAUCAAGUUCAGAAAAAAUGCUGACUGUAAUUGCACAAAAUCCAUGAAAUUGCCACAAAUGCCUCAAGACUGAAACCGAUUAGAAUGAAGGCCAUGUUUACUUCUGUAAACAUUGCAACAUGUGUGACAUCACAACGUCAUCUGCAUGGAGGUCAGAUUGUGUUCACAUUGGACAUCACAUUUUUUCUGUAAUGCAAACGACUACAGAAAAAGAUUGGAUUCGACCCAAAAAAUCUGAAUUGGACAUCCAACACUGCAGUGUGAAAGUAGCCUAAGUUGAGGACCAAUAUCCACUGCUUUAGUUGGUCUGAUUAAAGUUAAAGUUAAAGUACCAAUGAUUGUCUCACACACACUAGGUGUGGUGAAAUGUGUCCUCUACAUUCGACCCAUCCCCUUGUUCAACACCUGGGAGGUGAGGGGAGCAGUGUGCAGCAGCGGUGACCACGCUCGGGAAUCAUUUUGGUGAUUUAACCCCCCAUUCCAACACUUGAUGCUGAGUGCCAAGCAGGGAGGUAAUGGGUCACAUUUUUAUAGUCUUUGGUAUGACUCGGCUGGGGUUUGAACCUACGAUCUAUCGAUCUCAGGGCGGACACUCUAACCACAAGGCCACUGAGCAGGCAUUUUGGUAGCUUGUGGAAUAUCAAAGCUGACCAACUUCUCCACAAUCUUCCUCAUGCAGCCCAUGAUUUAUGACCUAGCAUAAACUUUUCCAAACUCAAAGGCGAUAAGAUAACCUCUCACUACUCGCCCGGGGAGAUGUGAGCAAGGCGCUAUGUCACUACGCCAUAAAAGUAGUUCCCCUUUGCUAGUACCUACAGUAACAAUGUAGCUAUAUAUUGGUUAAUAUGCAGGUCAACAUGUGUAAAUUGUAAAUUGUUGGCGCUCUUUUAAAAUGUUUUAGAGGGUUUUACAGGCAGAAUAAGUGAAUCUUACUUGCAUUGUUAGCCGCCUUGUGCUAGAAGUUUUUCACUACUUAAAAGGUUUGGAAAAAGGAAAGACGUGAGUUCAUGUCUCACAUAAGGAUGGGUACAAUCCCCACCUCCCAAAAGUGCAGUUUUCCUAUAAGAGUGUUUAGCAUAUCUAAUCAUUUACCCAGCCAUAUAUGGGGUGUCAAUAAUUUGUUUGCUGUACAUUCAUAAAUUCCAAAACUGGUUCAAACAAAACUGCCCCAUGAUCUUUCAAUUGGAAUAUUUUAUUUUGUAGCCUGUCAAGAUAGUUUUUAGGACAGACAGCCAACAGAAGAACUUAAUGGUGAAUGACACCAAUCAAGUGUUAGUUGUAUGUAAAAAACCAUGGUAAUUUAAUAUUGAUCUGCCUGUUGCUAAGCAGCACUGUUUAAUUUAAAGACAUGCAUCUUGUGUCAUCAAAUCUGGCAACAUGAAAAAAAUGUAAUUAAAAUGUUACACUACC
Molecule: messenger RNA, 6682 nt
Organism: Nerophis ophidion (straightnose pipefish)
Lineage: Eukaryota; Metazoa; Chordata; Actinopteri; Syngnathiformes; Syngnathidae
Gene: jph2
Product: junctophilin 2
Exons: 6
Coding region: 420-2687 (755 amino acids)
Cellular component (GO): junctional membrane complex; sarcoplasmic reticulum; plasma membrane
Source: RefSeq, a predicted model, not a curated record